CAGACUUGAUGUUAAUAUGAUUACUAAAUUCAUUAGCGAAGUGACAAGAUCUUAUUUUGAAACAAAAGAAAAAAAUCAUAAACUUGCACGAUAUAAGUGUAAUGAAGGAAAUUGGAGCAGAGUUCAGCUUUUACCAGACUUGAAUGGUUUGGAAACUAGUUUUAUAAGAGAAUUGGUUUGCCUUAUCGAUGUGGUUUUCUUUUUUUAUGGUAAACCCGGAACUAGAAAAACUACAUUGAUAAAUGCCAUAUCAUCUUAUUUGUCACGAGAUCUCUAUUAUCUUAAUCUCAAAGAAAUUAAAAAUAAUAAUGAUAUGAGCGCUGCAUUUAGUUCUGUUCCACCGAAUCAAAUAAUUGUUCUUGAAGAUGUUAAUACACAAUCAAAUAUUCUUUAUAAAAGAGGUGUUAGUCACCCAAAUUAUUAUAACUUUAUGUCUGAAGAUUUUAUAAAAGAAAAUGAUAAUCUAUCAAAAUAUAAAGAUUUAUUUUCAUUUAUUAGUUUAUCUAAUUUUCUUGGAUGUUUGGAUGGGCAAAUAUUAUCAGAAGGCACAAUAAUUAUCAUGACAACUAAUCAUAUUGAACAUAUUGACACCGCAUAA
Molecule: messenger RNA, 598 nt
Organism: Racocetra persica
Lineage: Eukaryota; Fungi; Glomeromycota; Glomeromycetes; Diversisporales; Gigasporaceae
Source: the annotation of a GenBank genome assembly